CCUUUUCAGUCACUAACACAUUGUUUCUCUCUUCUGAUUUCUCUUACUUUGCAAGCCAUGGCGGUUUCUGCUUCUUCCUUUGUAGCAAACCAAUCCCUCUCUCCAUUCUUGACAGCUUCGAGAUCAAAAAUCAGUAGCAGAAAACAGUUCUGUUUACGAGCAUCUGCUGAUGAUAAGGAAGGGAAAAUGAUGAUUAGGAAAGAACAAGAUGGCUGGAAAAUUGAUUUCUCAGGUGAAAAACCACCCACACCAUUACUGGACACAGUCAAUUACCCAGUUCAUAUGAAGAACCUAUCCCCACAGGAUCUUGAACAACUAGCGGCAGAGCUUAGAGCAGAUAUCGUAUACAGUGUAUCAAAAACAGGAGGACAUUUGAGUGCAAGCUUAGGAGUUGUAGAGCUAACAGUGGCUCUGCAUCAUGUAUUUAAUACUCCUGAAGAUAGAAUCAUAUGGGAUGUUGGUCAUCAGGCAUACCCACAUAAAAUUCUAACAGGAAGAAGGUCUAGGAUGCAUACGAUAAGAAAAACUUCAGGGCUUGCAGGAUUUCCUAAAAGAGAUGAGAGUAUUUAUGAUGCUUUUGGCGCUGGACAUAGUUCUACGAGUAUCUCUGCUGGUCUUGGAAUGGCAGUUGGAAGAGAUUUAUUAGGGAAGAACAAUAAUGUUAUUUCUGUAAUUGGAGAUGGAGCCAUGACAGCAGGACAAGCAUAUGAGGCCAUGAAUAAUGCAGGAUUUCUUGAUGCUAAUCUAAUUGUUAUACUGAAUGAUAAUAAGCAAGUAUCAUUACCAACUGCUACUCUCGAUGGUCCUGCAACUCCAGUUGGUGCCCUCAGCAGUACUCUGACCAAGCUACAAGCAAGCACCAAAUUCCGCAAACUUCGUGAAGCUGCUAAAAACAUAACAAAGCAAAUUGGUGGGCAAACUUAUCAAGUUGCAGCAAAGGUAGAUGAGUAUGCAAGAGGAAUGAUCAGUGCUUCUGGGUCUACUCUCUUUGAGGAGUUAGGAUUAUAUUAUAUUGGUCCUGUGGAUGGACACAAUGUUGAAGAUCUAGUGACCAUAUUUCAAAAAGUAAAAGCAAUGCCUGCACAAGGACCUGUUCUGAUUCACAUUGUGACAGAGAAAGGGAAAGGUUAUCCCCCAGCGGAGGCAGCAGCUGAUAAAAUGCAUGGUGUUGUAAAGUAUGAUGUUCCAACAGGGAAGCAAUUCAAGCCGAAAUCUCCUACACUUUCAUAUACACAGUACUUUGCUGAAGCUCUAAUCAAGGAAGCUGAAAUUGACAAUAAAAUUGUGGCCAUUCAUGCUGCAAUGGGUGGAGGCACUGGUCUCAAUUAUUUCCAAAAGAAGUUUCCAGAUCGAUGCUUUGAUGUAGGCAUUGCUGAGCAGCAUGCUGUUACAUUUGCAGCUGGUUUAGCCACAGAAGGACUCAAACCAUUCUGUGCUAUCUACUCAUCAUUCCUGCAACGAGGAUAUGAUCAGGUGGUGCAUGAUGUGGACCUUCAAAAGUUACCUGUCCGCUUUGCUUUAGAUCGAGCUGGUUUGGUUGGUGCAGAUGGACCCACCCACUGUGGAGCGUUUGAUAUCACAUACAUGGCUUGCUUGCCCAACAUGGUGGUCAUGGCUCCAUCUGAUGAAGCUGAGCUAGUGCACAUGGUUGCCACUGCAGCGGCCAUAGAUGACAGACCCAGUUGCUUCAGGUUCCCAAGGGGCAAUGGAAUUGGAGCAGCUCUUCCACCUAAUAAUAAAGGAACCCCACUUGAGAUUGGAAAGGGGAGAAUACUGAUGGAAGGAAAUAGCGUUGCGAUUUUGGGAUAUGGUUCUAUAGUUCGACAAUGUGUAGAAGCUGCAAACAAACUCAGAACCCGAGACAUUUCUGUGACAGUAGCUGAUGCAAGAUUUUGCAAACCCUUAGAUACAGAUCUUAUCAGGCGAUUGACUAGGGAGCAUGAAAUCCUAAUUACAGUGGAAGAGGGUUCUAUUGGCGGUUUCUGCUCCCAUGUAUCUCACUUUCUGAGUUUAAGUGGUAUUCUGGAUGGAGAUCUAAAGUUAAGAUCAAUGGUUCUUCCUGACAGAUAUAUUGACCAUGGAUCGCCUCAAGAUCAGAUUCAAGAGGCAGGGCUUUCCUCAAACCAUAUUGCUGCCACGGUCUUAUCUCUCUUAGGGAAGCCAAAAGAAGCUCUUCAGUUCAAAUGAAGAAAGCAUAAAAAGAAUCAAGGUAUCGCCUUGAAACGUAGCAAAAGUUAUACACAAAAAUGAAUUCGAAAGGUUAAAAAUUGCAAUGUGAUAAUUCAUAUUUGGAUUAAGGAUUAAGGCUCAGUUAUGACUUAGGUAUAGAGCAGAAUGGAAACAAAUGAAUUAUAUAGCCAACCCCAACUAGUUUGAGAUACAGGCUUAGUUGUUGUAGUUGAAAAUUCAUAUUUGGCUACGCUAAUGUACAAAGGUUCAGGACUCCAAUCCCAUAUCUAUAAAGCAUCCCAGUUCAAGGGUUCAAACAUGAUUCAAUUGAAUUUUGAGUCAA
Molecule: messenger RNA, 2512 nt
Organism: Jatropha curcas
Lineage: Eukaryota; Viridiplantae; Streptophyta; Magnoliopsida; Malpighiales; Euphorbiaceae
Product: 1-deoxy-D-xylulose-5-phosphate synthase 2, chloroplastic
Biological process (GO): terpenoid biosynthetic process
Molecular function (GO): 1-deoxy-D-xylulose-5-phosphate synthase activity
Source: RefSeq, a predicted model, not a curated record